This is a messenger RNA of Priapulus caudatus, 2955 nucleotides long. RefSeq lists its product as uncharacterized. The annotation marks the transcript as partial. Lineage: Eukaryota; Metazoa; Priapulida; Priapulimorpha; Priapulimorphida; Priapulidae. Gene Ontology annotation, biological process: synaptic vesicle endocytosis. The record is from RefSeq and is a predicted model, not a curated record. The transcript is spliced from 21 exons.
CCGUACUAUCGUAAGCUAAACAGGUUUCAGAACAAGAUGAGUUAACACAGACUGAUAGAGCCAUGAGUUGGGAUCCGUUGAACGUGACCCAUGGGGAGCUGGAGGGAAGCUUCCCAUGGCUCCUGUUCUCCCUCGUCAUCAGCAUCAUCUGGUACCUGUAUUUGAUCUACUACAACUCAAGAGUGCUAGGCAUGAUUCUCACAAAAGUUCUCAACAGACUAUACAAGACAGGACAUAUCCAAAUUGGUUCUUUCUCGAUGGCCAUCCUCUCGGGAAAGAUCAUGUUCAGAGACGUUCACUUCAUCAGCGAGGAUUUGACCGUGCGAGUGCUCGACGGGUUUGCGGUCUUCCACUGGUGGCGCCCCUACGUGCGCAAGGAGAUCACUGAAGACAUGUCGCAUUCUGACACGAGACUCUACGUUGAGAUGAACAGCGCGGAAUGCCACGUCUACAACCGUAGCGCCCUCUAUAGCAAGCUCGAGCAAAUAUUCGGCCUCGACUCAAACAUGAUUCCUCCGGAUAAACUACAGGAGUACGAGGCGAACGAGAAGAAGAGGGAGCAAGCGAAGCUGGAGAUUGAGACGACUGGGUUGCAGUGGCGAGACCUCAUCCCCGUUGUCAAGAUCGAAAUAUUCGCGGGUCGUCUGGUGGCGGGUAACCACCUGGUGCCGACGGCGCUGUGUGUGAACGUGGACGAAGCGCACCUUCUCUACACGACGAAGCCCGCCUCCAGUCCGCUCGACCGAUUCCGCCAUUUUGUCGACGGGAAGCUUGAGAAUCUUCGCGUGAUGCUGGCGCCGAGCCCGAAAUACACGGGAACGAGCGACGAGCCGCCGCGCUACAUGGGCGAAGGUUUCGUCGUGCUCAGUUCAAGCGAGAUGCAGGUGUACUACACAGUUGACGAGCCAGGACUGGUACCCGAUGAGCCAGAGAUGCUGGAGCUGGCUUCAGGAGAGAAGAUAGAGACUCCCCCGCCGUACUGGGGGCUGGAAGUGAAGACAGGGAAGGGAACUAACUUCAGUUACGGUCCGUGGGCCGACCGUCAGAGGGAGCAUCUAUAUAACUUGUUCUAUCCGGCCGAGUACCAGCCUAUCCCGGUGACAGUGAAACCACAGCCAGGGGAACUAAGGCAACCAGUAUCGUUCGACAUACAGAUAAGCUGCCUAGACGAUGCCACCAUAGACAUACUCUUCACCAAGAAUAAGGAGACGAAUGCUCUGCACCUUAACAUGGGUCCCGGCUCGUACAUCGAGUGGUCCGUGCCGUGGGUGAUCAGUGUGGAUGGCUACACGGCGGUCAUCGAUGGCCAGCUGCUGCACAUGGACACCAGCACCAGUCUCGAGUAUCGCAACUUCAUACAGGCAGAGACGCUGGAGUUUCAGGUGAAGGCAAAGUAUCCUCGCUUCUGGAACCUCCAUCAAGACUGGGUCUGCGACCUCAAGGGUAGCAAGAUCACCGGCUGGCUUCUCUACCACCACAAGAAGUUCUUCUGCGACAUGAUAGACGACUGGUCGAGUAAGUCCCGACCCGACCUGCUACACUUCGUCCCCUACACCUGGCACAUCGGCAUGAUCCUCAAGGAGUUUGAGAUCGUCGUGCUGGUCAACGAGUGGAACUGGAUCGACUGCUCCUCUCAGCAGCCGGAGAAUUGUCAUUUGGCAGUUAUUGGAGAGCUGUUUGACGUGUCCUUCAACUUGCCCUUCAUUGACUUCCUGCCACCCUCAGUGCCCUUGGUGUUCUGGAUACAGGGGGAAAGCAUGACAGCUUGUCUGUAUCUCCCUGAGUCUAACACGAGCCGGGACCAGGUGCUGGCCCUGGAUAGACAUGCCAAGCUAACGAACCGCGACGGAUCCAUCAUGGACGACUGGCUCGAGAACAAGCAUUGGAGGAGCGUGACCGUGCACAGCGCAGGCUGGGUGGAUUGUGUGAGAGCUCCCAUCGUCGCUCUCAGCAUCACUUACACGUACUGGCCCAUCGCACCACACUCCAACGGUCCUGCCUUCGAGCUGGACCUGACGACGCCGGAGAAGGAGGAGGAGAUUCUCUUGGCGAUGCGGCCAGAGGGCGCCGGCAGCGGGGCGCGGCGGCGCCACUAUCCGAACGCGAGCGAGUUUGACGUGACGACGCUGGCUCCUGACGUGAUUGCGGUGGAGUGUGAGAUCGGACCGGCCGUGUUGAAGCUGUACGGCUCCCUGCUACGCCUCGUGCUACACCUGAAGGAGAACUACCUUGGUGAGGACCAGGUUUACACGGACAUGUCGCACACGUGGACGUCCGAGCCGCCGGAACCACACGCCGACAGCGAGUUCGACCCACGCUGGUAUCGCCCCCUGGAGGUGACCGUCACGCUGAUGGGGACUCACGCAGAUACAUUGCACAUCUCAUGCAAGCGGGAGAAGGGAGAGGAGCAUCUCGGCACGGGCCACGUAGCAGUGUCUGGCAUGCAGGUUCGCGGACACGCGAUGUUCUCUGCGGAGGGAAACAGCUUGGAUGCGGAAACACUGGAGUAUGCGUGGCUGGUGGAGGUGCAGGUGGGGGACAUCACGGGCCGACUGACCGCCCCACAGCUAGCGAGUCUCGUCACGGCGUUAAACACGCUCGUCUACCUCGUGCUGGAUCGUGAGAACGUGCUGCAGCAUCCGCGGGCGUACAAGCUGUGUCAGCACGCGGUGCCGCAGCGAGCGUGCACGCGUAACCCGGCCGCACCGCUGCCCUGCCCCACCGCAGACGACGUCAAGUACAGACUCACGCGGCUCGCUGUCGACUCGCUAGAACUGUUCCUCGUAGAGGCUGGCUCGGCUCUCAACCUACAGCUGUUUCCGGUGCGGCUGUCGACGUGUAACCUGCAUAGUAAGGUGACGAGUGCCGGCGUCACGGCCCUCGUCCAACACAUACACCUGAAGCAGUACAUCCUGAGCAAGGUGCCAUCCACCAACGCCCCGCCGCCGCAGAAAG